This is a messenger RNA of Pteronotus mesoamericanus, 1513 nucleotides long. RefSeq names its product oligodendrocyte myelin glycoprotein (gene OMG). Gene Ontology annotation, biological process: neuron projection regeneration. The record is from RefSeq and is a predicted model, not a curated record. Gene Ontology annotation, molecular function: protein binding. Lineage: Eukaryota; Metazoa; Chordata; Mammalia; Chiroptera; Mormoopidae. Bases 182 to 1513 code for a protein of 443 amino acids. The transcript is spliced from 2 exons.
CUGCAGUCCUCCGAUGUGGUGCUGAUCAGGUGGUUGCAGAGCUUCAGCUCACAGCAACACAAUGCAGCUGAGCAGGCAAGCACAGCCCACAGCCAGGAGCGGUUCCUACUCUCCAGAACAAGGCGACCUUUAAGCUUAAGUUUCCCGGAGAAAAUGAGAUGCUGAUGCUGAAGACGACACUAUGGCUUUGAUGGAAUAUCAGAUACUGAAAAUGUCUCCCAGCCUGUUCAUCCUUCUGUUUCUCACACCUGGUAUUUUAUGCAUUUGUCCUCUCCAAUGUAUAUGCACAGAAAGGCACAGGCAUGUGGACUGUUCAGGCAGAAACUUGACUACAUUACCAUCCGGACUGCAAGAGAAUAUUAUCCAUUUAAAUCUGUCUUAUAACCACUUUACUGAUCUGCAUAACCAGUUAACCCAAUACACUAAUCUGAGGACCUUGGACAUUUCAAACAACAGGCUUGAAAGCCUCCCUGCUCAAUUACCUCGGUCCCUCUGGAAUAUGUCUGCUGCUAACAACAACAUUAAACUGCUUGACAAAUCUGAUACUGCUUAUCAGUGGAACCUUAAAUAUCUGGAUGUUUCUAAGAAUAUGCUGGAAAAGGUUGUCCUCAUUAAAAAUACACUAAGAAGUCUUGAGGUCCUCAACCUAAGCAGUAACAAACUUUGGACAGUUCCAACCAACAUGCCCUCCAAACUACAUAUUGUGGACCUGUCUAAUAAUUCCUUGACACAAAUCCUUCCAGGAACAUUAAUAAACCUGACAAAUCUCACACAUCUUUACCUGCACAACAACAAAUUCACAAUCAUUCCAGAUGAAGCUUUUGACCAACUCCUUCAGUUGCAAGAGAUAACCCUUUACAAUAACAGGUGGUCAUGUGACCACAAACAAAACAUUACUUACUUAUUGAAAUGGAUGAUGCAAACAAAAGCCCACGUCAUAGGGACUCCCUGUUCUAGCCAAAUAUCAUCUUUGAAGGAACAUAACAUAUACCCCACACCUUCUGGAUUUACCUCAAGCUUGUUCACUGUAAGUGGGGUGCAGACAGUGGACACCAGUAACUCUCUGAGUAUGGUGACUCAGCCCAAAGUGACCAAAACGCCCAAACAAUAUCGAACAAAGGAAACAGCAUUUGGCGCCACUCUAAGCAAAGAUACCACCUUUACUAGCACUGACAAGGCUUUUGUGCCCUAUCCAGAAGAUACAUCCACAGAAACGAUCGAUUCACAUGAAGCAGCAGCUGCAACUCUAACUAUUCAUCUCCAAGAUGGAAUGGUUACAAACACAAGCCUCACUAGCUCAAAAAAAUCAUCCCCGACACCCAUGACCCUAAGUAUCACUAGUGGCAUGCCAAAUAAUUUCUCUGAAAUGCCUCAACAAAGCACAACCCUUAACUUACGGAGGGAAGAGACCACCACAAAUAUAAAGACUCGUUUACCUUCUAUGGCAAAUGCUUGGAAAGUAAAUGCUUUGUUGCUCUUAAUGCUCAAUGCUGUGGUCCUGCUGGCCAUCUGA